Messenger RNA from Staurois parvus, 1331 nucleotides. Lineage: Eukaryota; Metazoa; Chordata; Amphibia; Anura; Ranidae. The record is from the annotation of a GenBank genome assembly.
AUGGUGAAUUAUUACACCCCUCUCACUCCUCAUCUCCGCAGUCAGCCUGUCUACAUUCAAUAUUCAAAUCACAGAGAGCUGAAGACUGACAAUCUGCCUAAUCAAUCACGCGCUCAGGCUGCCUUGCAAGCUGUGAAUGCCAUCUCUGGGGGUCUGACACUCACAGGUGGUCCUACUGGCGAAGGUUUGAUGUUGUCUGGACAGAGUCCUGUCCUCAGAAUAAUUGUGGAAAAUUUAUUCUACCCAGUCACUCUGGAAGUUCUUCAUCAGAUCUUUUCCAAGUUUGGAACAGUAUUGAAGAUCAUUACAUUUACAAAGAACAACCAGUUUCAGGCCUUGCUUCAGUAUGCUGAUUCAUUGAAUGCGCAACAUGCCAAAGCGGCACUGGAUGGGCAAAAUAUUUAUAAUGCAUGCUGUACUUUACGCAUUGAAUUCUCGAAGCUGACAAGCCUUAAUGUCAAGUACAACAAUGAUAAAAGCAGAGACUUCACUCGCCUUGACUUACCAACUGGAGAUGGUCAACCAUCACUUGAUGCAACCAUGGCAUGGCUGCGGCAUUUGCAGCUCCAGGUAUCAUUUCCUCUCCAUAUGCAGGAGCAGCAGGAUUUGCCCCAACUAUUGGCUUCCCUCAAGCAGGCCUUUCCGUUUCAAGUGUACCUGGGGCUCUUGGCCCUCUUGCUCUUACCACUUCCGCUAUCACUGGUCGUAUGGCAAUUCCAGGGAUGACUGCCAUUCCUGGACAUUCAGUUCUCUUAGUCAGCAAUCUAAAUCCUGAUCUUAUUACACCUCAUGCACUCUUCAUCUUGUUUGGAGUCUAUGGAGAUGUCCACCGUGUAAAAAUUCUGUUUAACAAAAAGGAAAAUGCACUGGUGCAGAUGGCGGAUGCAAACCAAGCACAACUGGCCAUGAGCCAUCUAAAUGGGCAGAGGCUUCAUGGAAGAGUACUACGAAUUACUUUAUCAAAGCAUCAGUCUGUCCAACUUCCUCGCGAAGGACACGAAGACCAAGGCCUUACUAAGGACUACACCAGCAGCCCAUUGCAUCGCUUUAAGAAACCAGGCUCCAAGAACUUCCAAAAUAUCUUCCCUCCCUCUGCAACACUGCACCUGUCUAACAUCCCGCCUUCAGUCUCUGAUGACGACCUUAAGAGAUUAUUUGCAAGCACUGGAUGUUCAGUAAAAGCCUUUAAAUUUUUCCAGAAAGAUCGAAAGAUGGCCCUUAUCCAACUUGGAUCACUGGAAGAAGCUAUACUGGCUCUAAUUGAACUGCACAACCAUGACUUGGGAGACAACCACCAUUUGAGAGUUUCCUUCUCCAAGUCAAUGAUAUAA